This is a messenger RNA of Brachypodium distachyon (stiff brome), 3010 nucleotides long. RefSeq names its product scarecrow-like protein 9. Gene Ontology annotation, molecular function: DNA-binding transcription factor activity; sequence-specific DNA binding. The transcript is spliced from 2 exons. Gene Ontology annotation, cellular component: nucleus. Gene Ontology annotation, biological process: regulation of DNA-templated transcription. Lineage: Eukaryota; Viridiplantae; Streptophyta; Magnoliopsida; Poales; Poaceae. The record is from RefSeq and is a predicted model, not a curated record. Bases 772 to 2814 code for a protein of 680 amino acids.
UUACCUAUUCCCCCCUUCCUGCAUUGGAACAUAAGCAGAUAGUGUUAAUACUAUACUGUUUGUCGUGAGGUUUCUUUAUACUCUGAACUUGAAAGGUGCAUUACGACUCAUCUGGUGUUCAAGGGAUGGCAUGAAUCAUUGGCAUUUUCUUUAAUCUUUUCUAGUCAACUGUAUAAGAAGAUAAAUAUAUAUUUGGUUGUGAGUUAUGAUCUGGUAAAUUUGAACUGGUGGCAUGCUUGUUUUACGGCGAUGUAGCUGGUCACUAAAGUGGCCUUUCAGUCUCCAGAAGAUCUUUGUUUAUUCGCAAGAACCAUUUGAUCUCUUUUUCAUGCUCUGUUGGAUUCGUUUGAUGCUGGCAAGGAAGAUGAGAAUAUUGAGGUUGAAGACUAAAAGUAGAAGGCCAGAAGAUUGUAUGGACGAGAUUUGGGGUGCUACUGCUACUGGGGCCUGUGUGCAUUGCAGAAGAUUGACGGAUCAGGUCUGAAGGUAUCAAAAGAUUACUGCAGUCUAAUACGGAGAAGUGAUUACAGAUAACAGCAAACUGCUGGCUCAUAAAAGAGACCAAAGCCUGCUAAAGAACUGUAGCUAUAUGUUUUAGAACUGAAAAGCCAUAACUUCCUCUUGCGGCUGUUAAAUUUACGAACUUACAGUGUCGUAAAAGUACAUUUCUUAGGACAGUCAUAAUUAUGAGCUUCAAAUUUGUCUUGUUCUGUAGAGAGAGGAGGCAAAGAGCUAUCAAGCCAAGUCCAUUUGGAAGCAAGUGCACGGUUGAUGGAUGAUUCCAAGUCUCCAAGCAUGGAAAGCAUCGCCCCCUCUCUCAUUACAAGAGCAACCAGCCAUGUCCAUAUGGAGUGCAGCACCAUCACCAGUUCAGAGUUCACCACCAUGCCCGUCACCUCAGAAGAGUUGCUGGGGCUCACGGAGUCCGUGCCACCAUCCCCGUCCCUCUACCUCGACAUCCCUCCGACGCCAUAUGACGCCAGUGUCGGGGACCUGGUGCUCCCGUACAUCGCGCGCAUUCUCAUGGAGGAGGACAUAGACGACAGGUUCUUCUACCAGUACCCUGACCACCCCGCCCUCCUCCGGGCGCAGCAGCCAUUUGCCCAAAUCCUCGAUGAGGCUAAGAAUUUACUGUCCAACGAAGACGGUGACAUGGAGAGGAUGAAUUCUGAUGUGUCGUUGCAGGGUGCCCAUGGGGGCAGCAUGUUCUUGGCCGGCAAGGACAUCCGGAAUUGGGCAAUCUUGGAUGGUGCUGAGGUGGACAAUAAUGGUGACCAGAGGAAGCUCAGCCUCUGCAAUGAAGACAUGCUAAACUUGGCAUUCUUGAAGGGAAUGGAGGAGGCCAACAAGUUCUUGCCUAGAGAUAACAACUUGCAGGUGAGUGCAUUCAGCAUCGGCCAAGCGAGAGAGAUGUUAGUGAGAAGCACUAGUGGCAGGAGGCGGUGUGACGUGGAGGAAGUGGUGGGCAGGGCCAGCAAACUGAUGGUGCUGGACCUGGAGGAGGAUGGCGCCCACGAGCUGAUGCAAAAACUGAUGCUGAACAGUUGCGAGUUUAGAGGGGAGGCGAUGCAGAAGCUGCGCAUCACCAUGGAGAAAACUGAAGCUGAGAGAAGAAGCAUGAAGGCGGGGCGUGGCAGGCAGCAGCGGAAGAGAGGAGACACGGUGGACCUGCGCGGGAUGUUGCUAUGCUGCUCACAGGAGGUGGCCACCGGCAACCACCAGGGCGCGAGCAUUCUUCUGAAGCAGAUCAGGCAGCAUGCCUCCGCAAGAGGGGAUGCCGCUCAGCGGCUGGCGCAUUGUUUCGCCCAGGGUCUGGAGGCCCGGCUGGCGGGCACGGGGAGCCAGGUGUACAGGUCACUCGUGGAGAAACACACCUCAGCGAUGGAGUUCCUCAAAGGGUAUGAGCUGUUCAUGGCAGCCUGCUGCUUCAAGAGGGUGGCCUUCACAUUCUCCAGCAUGACCAUCUUCAAUGCCGUGGAAGGGAAGAGCAGGUUGCACAUUGUAGAUUACGGUCUGCACUACGGGUGCCAGUGGCCAGGAUUGCUGUGUUGGUUGGCCAAUAGAGGUGGCAGGCCACCGAAGGUGAGGAUCACCGGCAUUGAUCUUCCCCAGCCCGGGUUCCGCCCCUCUAAGAGGAUUGAGGAGACAGGGAAGCAACUCAGCAACUGUGCCCGUCAGUUUGGCUUGCCGUUCAAGUUCCAUGCCAUCACGGCCAAGUGGGAGACUAUCUGCGCUGCGGACCUGAACAUCGACCCUGACGAGGUGCUUGUGGUGAAUGAAUUGUUCAAUUUCAACACCUUGAUGGAUGAGAGCCUUGUUACGGACAGACCCAGCCCCAGGGAUGUUGUCCUCAGCACCAUCCGGGGCAUGCGCCCAGAUGUGUUCAUCCAAGGCGUUGUGAAUGGUUCGAGCGGCCCAUUUUUCUUGGCGCGGUUCCGGGAGUCGCUCUUCUUUCACUCGUCGGUGUUCGACAUGCUCGAUGCCACCACACCACGGGACAGCGAGCAUCGCUUGGUGCUUGAGCGGGACAUGUUCGGACAGUGUGCCUUGAACGCUGUCGCCUGUGAGGGUGCAGACCGGGUCGAGCGUCCCGAGACAUAUAAACAGUGGCAGCUCAGAAACCAACGGGCAGGCCUGAGACAGCUGCCAUUGAGGCCGAGUGUUGUUGAGGUCGCAACAGACAAGGUCAAGAGCCUGUAUCAUAAGGACUUUCUUGUGGAUGUGGAUCAGGGUUGGUUGCUGCAGGGAUGGAAGGGGCGCAUCCUGUACGCUCACUCGGCGUGGGUGGCGGACGACACUAGCUCGGAUGAUUAGCUUCUUUGCCCUGCAUAAUAAUUGAGUCAUUGUUAAUUUGUUUCCUUUCAAAAAGAAUAUUAAUACGAGAUACAUACAAAUUAAUAUAACGCUUCAUGAUGUAAAUUACUUUUACAGACUUUAGGUUUGUGUUUGAUGAGUUAAACACGCCUUGUAAAAGUCAAUUGCUACAAUAUCAGAUGCAGCCUCACACCUA